AUGCAGGUAGAAGGACACGAGCAUCGUUUAGGACGCGUUGGAAAUUUUCCAUGUUUGCCAUGCGAUGCUUGCGAUCGAUCGAAUCGUGAUGGCAUCUCUUGGAAUCCAUCGUAUCGCGAGGGCUUCGAUUGUCGUGAAUGCGAUUUUAGAGUUCACACAAAAUGUAUUUUCGUGUUCAAAAUCCUAGAGACAUCCGAGCAUCCUUCUCAUGAUGGACACUGUAUUAAACUUCUCACUACGGGGGCUCCUGAUAACAUCGAUCCAAACUGCCAUAUCUGCGGUAAAAGGACCAAGCGCCUGCUUUAUCAUUGUUCCAGCUGUAAUCUCAAUUUGGACAUCCAUUGCGUGGUUGAUGCCUUAUCCCAUCUGAACAUUCCGUGGCACCAUCAUCCUCUGCUCAUGCUUGACGUUGGUGAUGAUAUGCUCUGCGCAGUUUGUGGUAAGCCUGGCGGAUAUGGCUACUGUUGCCCUCUUUGUUGGUUGGUGGUUCAUGAGGAAUGCAUCUCCGUAUUUGACUCACCAGAGAUCACUGAUCAUUCUUAUCAUGCCAGACACUCUCUCAAGCUUCUCACCGAAGGAGCUCCUGCCUACACUGAUUUGAAAUGUCAUAUAUGUGGAAGAGACACUGGAAACUUCCUUUAUCAUUGUGAUAUAUGUAAGUUCAACAUGGAUAUGGUUUGUGCGACUUACACUUCCCUACCAAUGGCUCUUUCAAAGAUGAAGGUCCACGACGAGCAUACACUCGCGCUCAUCCCAAGAUUGAUAUCCUUCAUUUGUGAUGCUUGUGGGGAGAAAGGCGAUCAUUCUCCCUAUGUUUGUCUUCAAUGUGAUAUCAUGUUCUUCCAUCAAGGAUGUGCUCGUUUGCCACGUGUUAUUCAUGUUAAUCGCCACGAUCACCGAGUUUAUUACAAGUAUCCUCUUGGUCUUGGAGAAUGGAAGUGUGAGAUGUGCAACAACGAAGGACGUGUGGGAUGGGGAAGAGCUUGA
Thlaspi arvense is the source of this 987-nucleotide messenger RNA. Lineage: Eukaryota; Viridiplantae; Streptophyta; Magnoliopsida; Brassicales; Brassicaceae. The record is from the annotation of a GenBank genome assembly.